AUGGAAAAUAUAGCAAAUUAUGUGUGCGGAAGUCCCUGCCUCUUGCAGCAUGCGCAAUCAGGGAACUGUUUGGGUUUCUUUCCUUCCUGGACGUAUAAUCCCAACACAGGGCGGUGUCAGGAAUUCGUCUAUGGCGGAUGUGGUGGAAACAGGAACCGUUUUAACACUUUAAUGGAAUGUCGCCGUGUGUGUGAUAGAAAUGACGGACCUGCUCCUGGAAUGUGUCGUUUGCCUGGUAACUCCGGUCCAUGUCGGGCCUUCAUCCCUCGUUGGAGCUGGAGUAUGGCUAGCGGUCAGUGUGAGCGAUUUAUCUACGGCGGCUGCGCAGGAAACGGAAAUAACUUCAUUACCCGACAGCAGUGUGAGGACACCUGUGGUAAUGCCGGAGGCGGAGGAGGAGCUGUCAGUCGUGUUUGUAUUUUACCAGAAGUAACGGGACCUUGUCGAGCCAGCAUUCCCAGGUGGCACUUUAACGCGGCAACGAGAAGGUGCGAGAGAUUCAUUUAUGGCGGUUGUCAAGGCAACGAAAACAAUUUUAAUACAUGGGGGCAGUGUCAACGUGUUUGUGGUCAAAGGGCUGGCUAAUUGGCGCUUAUACAAUAUUGUUUCAUUAAGAGUUUUAAUUAAUCUGAUGGUUCAUUUUUUAGAAGUGCAUCUUAUUUUUUACUCAAGUAGGUUUUCAUAUAGUUUGGAAUAAAUUUAAAAAUGGUUAAGUUGAUUGAA
This is a messenger RNA of Saccostrea cuccullata (small rock oyster), 723 nucleotides long. RefSeq names its product BPTI/Kunitz domain-containing protein-like. The record is from RefSeq and is a predicted model, not a curated record. Bases 1 to 585 code for a protein of 194 amino acids. NCBI's taxonomy places the organism in Eukaryota, Metazoa, Mollusca, Bivalvia, Ostreida, Ostreidae. Gene Ontology annotation, molecular function: serine-type endopeptidase inhibitor activity. The transcript is spliced from 4 exons.